GAAAUCAGCGACACAUCUUUGUUUCGGCUGGUCGUGGCGGCUCCUCUCUGUUCUGUCCUCGAGCCCUUCCGGAUUCACUUGUUUACUUUCGGACCUUUCAGCAUCCGAAUUAUUGAAAAAAACUCGAAUUAUUACAUUCUUUUUAUACUGAACGCAAAUUUAUUUUUUUCAAAAGAAUCAAAUCGCGAUAAAAUCAUGCACACGUAAUUAUAUAAGUUUUAUUGCGAAACUUAGCUAGCUCAGAUUUAAGGGCCGAUUUUGUAAACUUUUUUGGAGCUACUACGAGCUAGUAGUCACUCAUGAGGCUGGACGGCUGUCCGGUCGUGCGCUGCUGACACCCCGGGCCCGACUCUCUGUUCGACCCUGCCCUGCUCCUUCAGGCUCCACCAUGAGAAGGGAUAGGCGCGUACGGCUCACUGCUGUGUCUCCGCCGCCCUCACACGGCCAGCCGGGCGGCGGCAGCAGGCGAGCCGGCCGGCGGGGGAGACCGAGAACGAGCGCCGGAGGAGGAAAGAAUGUGACUGUGAGUGAAUCGGGGGAGCGCGGCGAGAGGAGCGCCAGGGCUGGAGCCGCAGGACAGAUCGACACCUUCACCGGGCCGCCGGCCAUUGGUGCGGAUGGUGACGCUUCGGAGAACGGGUCUCAUCCCUCGGGCUCCGGGCGCCUCACCACCGCCUUCUGUCGUCUGUGUCACGGCCGCUUCUCUCCGCGGAGCCUGAGGAGCGCGUUCGGCGGGCCGCACGAGGAGCCGGCGGAGCGCGCGGGCGAAAAGGGCGCGAAGCCGCCGCUCUUCUGCGCGGACUUCCAGCGCCUCGUGGGCGUUCCCGUGAGCCAGGACCCGCUGCUCUCGCGCUUCGUGUGCAAGAGCUGCCACGAGCAGUUCUACAGGUGCCACGGCAUCCUGCUGGACUUCCUGCACAGGGUCAAUCUGUCUCCGUCCGCGUGCGAGGCCCCCGGGGACUGGGCCAACUCUUUGUGGUCGCCGUCAACAGAGGAUGGGUCCCCCUCCGCAUCCUUGAUCACCUCUUCGCCGCAGUGUCUCCACAAUCUCGUGUCUUGGGCUCACCACCAUGCAGGAGCGUGCAGCUCCUGCCCUGGCUUGCAGAAGGUGCUGGAGGGCAACUACCGGGGCAUGGUGAAAGCUGUGUGGGGCUGUGUAGAUGGACACAGUUAUGUGGUUGAGGCACAUGUGCAUCCUGGGCCUGGACUGAGUGAACCUACCGCAAUGGUCCGGCCAGAGAGAGACGAAUUGUCCUGGAGGAGUGGAGCCCCCAAGCCCGGAGUGGUCCUUACAGGCACUGAGCCACCUUUGGCCCCACCAAGCCCAGCUGCAGCUCCUCCAACCCAGAGCCCUUCCCUGAAUUCCACGACAACAGCCAAUGCUACAGACACCACAGAGGGCACGGUGCAACGUGGAGAGACUGUUACACCUAUGGCAGCUGAGCCUCUGGAUGGCGUGGGGGAUAGUGACCUUUCUGAUAGGGACUUUUCCAGCGAGGAAGACGAGGACAGAAGGAAAAGUGGGUCAUCAGAUGAGCUGUUUGAGCCAUACCCAGGAAAGCGUGGAAUCAUCUCAUCAAAGAAAACGAGCCGGGAGCCUGAGGGGGCUUUGGAGCCCAAAGUGAGGAAGAAACCAGGCCCCAAGCCAGGCUGGAAGAAGAAAAUAAAGUCUGAGAGAGAGGAGCUUCCCAAUAUCUACAAGUGCCCUCACCAGGGCUGUACAGCUGUGUACCGUGGUGCAGAUGGCAUGAAGAAGCACAUCAAGGAGCACCAUGAGGAGGUCCGGGAGCGGCCCUGUCCCCAUCCUGGCUGCAACAAGGUCUUCAUGAUUGACCGUUACCUUCAACGCCACGUCAAGCUUAUUCACACAGAGGUGAGGAACUACAUCUGUGACCAGUGUGGACAGACCUUCAAGCAGAGGAAGCACCUCUCAGUCCACCAGAUGCGUCAUUCAGGGGCAAAACCGCUACAGUGCGAAGUGUGUGGUUUCCAGUGUCGCCAGCGCGCCUCUCUGAAGUACCACAUGACCAAACACAAGGCGGAGGCAGAGCUGGAGUUUGCCUGUGAGCUUUGCGGGAAGCGUUUUGAAAAGGCACACAACCUCAACGUCCACAUGUCCAUGGUGCACCCACUGACGCAAGGAGGCAGCGGGCCUGACCCUGGCCCUCAGGGCACAGUGGGGAGCCGCCCACAGGGGCAACAACCUGCUUCCAGCUGAUGAACAUGGGGCCACCCCCAAUCCUAACCGGAGUAGAACUUUGCCCCAUUCUAGUGGCUCCUGCAGUGACUCUGCACUGUAAAGGGGGUUAGUUCUGAAGUGCCGGGGCGAGAGGUUCUCAGCCUUUCGGUGAGGAAAAUUCAUGAUUUACGCUCCAUUAACGGCGAACCUUCACCCACACUGGAGGAAGGCUCAGCAAAUGACUGGACAUUUUUGUUGGCUUUCUUAUUUAUGUACAAUAUUGUAAAAUAUGUUUCUAUUUUGUCAUUGUUUAGGAGCUCUUGUACAAGUUGAAGGUGGCUAAACAUGUGUUUUCUUGUAUAGCUUUUGAGCCUAAAAAUGAACUUGUGAAUCUGA
Molecule: messenger RNA, 2575 nt
Organism: Scleropages formosus (Asian bonytongue)
Lineage: Eukaryota; Metazoa; Chordata; Actinopteri; Osteoglossiformes; Osteoglossidae
Gene: znf276
Product: zinc finger protein 276
Exons: 11
Coding region: 389-2218 (609 amino acids)
Cellular component (GO): nucleus
Molecular function (GO): zinc ion binding
Source: RefSeq, a predicted model, not a curated record